GCUGGAGGAUUGAAGACUGUAGAGUGAGAGGUUGUUGUGCUGUUGUCUGCGUUCAUUCAUACAGACACCAGCAUGAAGGAUCCACAGCUACCAGGUACCAAAACACUAAAUGUCUGGGCAAAGCGACAUGGGAAAAAAGGAAAGAAUGAACCGGAGGCCCAACCUGCCCAGAAAGAAGCAGAAACACGCAAGUGUCCGGCAAUUACGCCUGAACAAAGAGCGAAGCAGACGGCCUUCGAGAGGGUCCUCUAUGACAUGUCCCACAAUGAGCAGGUCAUCAGUGACAUGAUGCUGGGCCGCAGGAUUGCUUUCUAUGAACUCAGAGGAGAAAUAGGGACUGGAAAUUUCUCUCAGGUCAAACUGGGUGUUCAUGCUUUGACUAAAGAACGUGUUGCAGUAAAGAUUCUCAAUAAGGCGCGUCUCGACAAGAAGUCACAGAAUCUGUUUGCCUCAGAGAUCAUCUGUAUGGAAAAUCUGUCCCAUCCGAACAUUGUGCGUCUGUAUGAGGUGCUCGAGACCAGGAAGCAUGUGUACCUCGCUAUGGAGUAUGGCAGCGGAGGAGACCUGCUCUCACGCAUCACCAGCAUGGGGCGCCUGUCAGACCUGGAAAGCAAGCUCAUCUUUGCCCAGAUCAUCUCAGCCAUCAAAUACAUGCAUGAAAACAACAUCAUCCAUCGUGACCUGAAAGCAGAAAAUAUUUUUUAUACCACUUGCUACUGCAUCAAAGUGGGUGACUUCGGUUUCAGUGUUGUCAGUGAGCCGACCGAAACCCUGAACACGUUUUGCGGCUCCCCGCCGUAUGCGGCACCUGAGCUGUUCAGAGACAAAAGCUACGUGGGCCGUUAUGUGGACAUCUGGGCGCUGGGUGUCCUACUCUACUUUAUGGUGACCACCACCAUGCCUUUCUACGGCGACAACUUAGGCCGACUGAAACGCUGCAUCCUGCAGGGGGCGUACAGCAUCCCGCCCCACGUCCCUGAGUCCUGUCAACUGGCCAUCAAAGGCAUGCUGAGACCCGUACCUGUGGACCGGACCACGGUGUCGCAGCUGAUGCUAUGCCCCUGGCUGAAGGGCAUCGAAUAUCCCAAACCCUAUCCUGCUUUCAAUGCGACGCCCAAUUACCUAGCUGACCCUGCGAAGAGCCUGUGCGUGGAGGAACAGGAAGUGAAGUCAGCCCUGAGCGAGCUGGGCAUCAGUGGCACACAUCUGCAGAAUAAAACCUGCACUGACUGCCGCAGCCCAAUAACAGGAACUUAUCGUAUCCUGUUGCACCGCAUCCAGAAGAGGAGACCCGUGGAAGCGGUAGGAUAUUCCGCCCUGUACCCAGAGGAUUUUGGUACCAAGAAAUACUGGACCAACAACGCAACGGCUAAGCACAAUCCUUCGGCAGUGUGUAACAUCCUAUGAAGACAAGUGUUGAAUGAUUCAUGGGUGGAUAAUGUGUUUGAUGCCAUGUUUCAGGAAGUAAUGAAUUUACAUGUAUGAAGUUGUGCUGUUUUUUGUUGUUGUUGUUGUUGUUGUUGUUGUGAAACCCAGCAUCCCAGAAUCAAUCCCAAGAUGAGUAUUUUACUUUCUAUAAUAUUUUUGUAAUAUAUCAAGUUAGAAGGUUCCCUUAUUAGUGUUUUGGUGCUUAUCUGCUGCUGAAUCUGUGGUUAACAGCACAAAAAGAAUAGCCCAUUCCUGAAACGAAAUCACUCUUACAAGCCAGUUCUUUUUAAUGAAUCAAACAUGUACAGAGCAACAAGUGUAGCCCGAUAUCCGAAACUAAUGACUCUCUUGAGCUGGUUCUUUUUAGUGGUCAAAAACAUACUGCUCAACAAGCGUAGCCUGAUUCCCGAAGCGAAAGUUUCUUAUAAGCCGGUUCUUUUUAGCGAAUCAAAAGCAUAUAACACAACAAAUGCAGCCUGAUUCCCGAAAUGAAUGAACUGAUUCCUUUUAGUGAAUCAAAAAUAUUCAGCUCAACAAGUGUAGCCCCAUUCCCGAAAUUAAAUCAUUUUUACCAGCCAGUUAUUUUUAACGAAUCAAAAAUGUACAGAGCAUCAAGUGUAGCCCGAUUCCUGGAACUAAUGACUGUCUCGAGCUGGUUCCUUUUAGCGAAUCAAAAACAAACAGCUCAACAAGUGCAGCCUGAUUCCCAAAAUGAAUGAACCGGUUCUUUUUAGUGAAUCACGAACAUGCGGUGCAACAAGUGCAGCCCGAUUCCUGAAACGAAUUAUGAGCCGGUUCUUAUGAGCCGGUUGUUUUUAACGAAUCAAAAACAUACAGCUAAACAAAUGUAGCUUGAUUCCCGAAACGAAUGGUUCUUUUAAUGAAUAGCUCAAAAACGGGAUUGAAUCAUUAUAACGGAAAUAUACUCAUAUUAAUCAGAAUGAAUCAGUUGUACCGCAUAGUUUUUGUGUUCUAUUUUACAAAAUCUCCAGGGUCCAAUGGUGUCCAAGGUCUGAGACCACUUGUGCAGAUACUUAAAUUUGUAAAACUUCUUGUUUAUUUUUAUGUCACUUUGUUUUAAUUUUUUUAACAACAAUAAACCCUUCUCACUGAGGGCUCAGACUUUUAGACCUCAAUGAGGUAUGAUACAGCUGCUUUCCUUUUAACAACCUAUUAGCCAAUAUAUACAAAUCAAAACAUUUCAUAUAUUAGCAGCAGAGAUUGCGUGCACAUUUGGAUUCAUCAUACACAUGUAAUUCUAAUGGAGGAUGUUUUUAUUUUGCAGUCAAUCCA
Molecule: messenger RNA, 2721 nt
Organism: Sinocyclocheilus rhinocerous
Lineage: Eukaryota; Metazoa; Chordata; Actinopteri; Cypriniformes; Cyprinidae
Product: serine/threonine-protein kinase NIM1-like
Exons: 4
Coding region: 73-1407 (444 amino acids)
Biological process (GO): protein phosphorylation; intracellular signal transduction; microtubule cytoskeleton organization
Cellular component (GO): cytoplasm
Molecular function (GO): tau-protein kinase activity; ATP binding
Source: RefSeq, a predicted model, not a curated record